UUGAUGUGUCAGAGAUAGAGUCUUUUCUCUGCAACAGUCCCUAAACUUGCUGAUUCAAGGGGUAAAGCUGGAGGGCGUCGUAAGUCUACUGGAUCCAAAACUGACAAAGUUCACCUGAUUGACCCGAGGAGGGCAAACAACACUGAAAUUAUGCUCACAAAAGUUAAGAUGCCGCUUCCUGAUAUGAUGGCUGCAGUGCUAGCGAUGGAUGAAUCAGUAUUAGAUGUUGAUGAGGUGGAAAAUCUAAUAAAUUUUGUCCUACUGAAGAAGAGAUGGAACUUCUCAAGGGUUACACAGGUGACAAGGAGAGCCUGGGAAAGUGUGAACAGAUUCCUGCUCCAAAUCAUUCCCACACUUGUAGAACCAAGUCUCUGAUACUAGGAACUGCUUUGAGUCUUGAAGAGAAGUCAGAUUCUCGGGGUGAACACAAACAUGAGGAAGAACAACAAUCUGGUGGAUCAUGCAAGGAAAGUUCAUCCCAGCUUGUUUCAUUCUCUUUAUCUCAUGCCAACAUUCCUCUACCACCUACCUUAGAGUUGAAGGAUUCUUCAGAAAUGGAUAUGUCUGAUGUUCAAAAGAAUCUCAAAUGUUUGUACGAGUACAAUGUCUUGCUGAGGGAGAAAUUUUUAUCUGUGCAAUCUAUGCUUCAUGAGUUAGCAACAAAUUCCUUGCCUCCUGCAAAUGAUGACAUUCCUAACACCUCAAAGUUUUUCAAGCAAGUGAUCUUGCAGGCAAAGGACACCAAGUGAAUUAGAUAGAGAGGUUAAGAACUUGAGGGUGGCAUUUACUGACCUGUUUUUGAAGCAUAACACUUUCAAAGAAACUGCAAAGUCAUCGAGAUAUUGAUGCAAAGAAUGGAAGAAUGUAUUUCACUAAUUUUUGUAUACAUUUCCUGUUUUGUAUUUAGUGAUAAAGGAAU
This is a messenger RNA of Humulus lupulus (European hop), 919 nucleotides long. RefSeq lists its product as uncharacterized. NCBI's taxonomy places the organism in Eukaryota, Viridiplantae, Streptophyta, Magnoliopsida, Rosales, Cannabaceae. The coding region runs from base 273 to 749 and encodes 158 amino acids. The record is from RefSeq and is a predicted model, not a curated record. The transcript is spliced from 8 exons.